GCUUUCUUCCGAAGGAUCCGUUCAAACAUCUCUCCUCUUCCGCAUCUUUCCGAAAGACGUGCUGCGCUUUCCCUUCCGUCUUCCCGUUUGCAAGUCACGCGUGAGUUCUGUGGGUGGGAAAAAAAAGGUUUUUAACCCGAGCAGACGAGAACAUAAAAAGACCCUCCCACCAUUUAUCUCAUUACUUCCUAGUUACAUAACCAUCGCAAUCUAUCACAAUGUCAAAAGACCAAAAGCCAAAGAAGAAUCUCGCGAUCCACUUGUUGGCGGGUGGUGUUGCCGGAUGCUGUGAAGCGUUGACCUGCCAUCCUCUGGACACCAUCAAGGUCCGAUUGCAGCUGCGCGGUGAACGGUCUGCGAAGAGACCCGUUACCACUGUUGCUGGGCAAGCCAUGAAUGCUGCCGCCGCAGAGUUGGCCAAGCCAAAGCGCCAAAACUUCAUCACAGUUGGUGUAGAUAUUGCGAGAAAGGAGGGUGUUUUGGCACUGUAUAAGGGUCUUGGAGCUGUUGUCACGGGCAUUGUACCAAAAAUGGCUAUCCGAUUCUCUUCCUUCGAGUUCUUCAAGUCAAAGCUUGCCGACAAACAGACUGGACAGGUCAAUGCUGCGGGUAACUUUGUUGCCGGUCUCGCUGCUGGUACAACAGAGGCCGUGUUGGUUGUGACUCCCAUGGACGUCAUCAAGAUUCGUCUUCAGGCACAGCGUCACUCAAUGACCGACCCACUAGACAUUCCAAAGUACCGCAAUGCCGCACACUGUGCAUACGUCAUGGUCAAGGAGGAAGGUGUCGCGUCCUUGUACAAGGGUGUCGGCCUUACCGCUCUUCGACAAGCGACGAACCAAGCUGCAAACUUCACGGUGUACCAGUUCUUGAGGAAGCACCUUCACGACCUGCAACCGCAGCACGGUGACACCCUACCCGCAUACCAGCACCUGGUCAUGGGUUUCAUCUCUGGUGCAUGCGGUCCUCUCUUCAACGCUCCCAUCGACACUAUCAAGACCCGUAUUCAAAAGGCACCAUCCGAAGACAAGGGAUGGGUGCGAUUUGUCAAGGUCACCAAGGGCAUCGCUCAGAAUGAGGGUUACGCUGCUUUCUACAAGGGAUUGACACCCCGUGUGCUCCGUGUGGCACCAGGUCAAGCCAUCACUUUCAUGGUGUACGAGCGGGUGUACAAGUGGAUGGUAACUCUGAGCGAAUCAAUGCGUGUGGAGGAUUACAACAACAGCCAAUCCAACGCGGAGGCAUAAAUGUAGAAAUAUUACUCAAGCGGACGCACAUGUUAAUGCGGAGUGGAUACGUGGGGUGUAUGGUAGACAAGCGGGGCUUUCAAUUUAUUUUUGAUAAUAGACUCAAGUUCCAAUUUGGGCGGAUCUGGAA
Molecule: messenger RNA, 1377 nt
Organism: Spizellomyces punctatus DAOM BR117
Lineage: Eukaryota; Fungi; Chytridiomycota; Chytridiomycetes; Spizellomycetales; Spizellomycetaceae
Exons: 7
Coding region: 219-1247 (342 amino acids)
Biological process (GO): fumarate transport; transmembrane transport; succinate transport
Source: RefSeq, a predicted model, not a curated record